CUUCCGGGACAGAGGGCGGGCAAGAUGGCGGCGCCCAUGGAGCUGUUCUGCUGGUCGGGGGGCUGGGGGCUGCCGUCAGUGGACCUGGACAGCCUGGCCGUGCUGACCUAUGCCAGAUUUACUGGUGCCCCACUCAAGGUGUACAAGAUCACCAACCCCUGGCGGAGCCCUUCAGGGACUCUGCCUGCCCUUCGGACCAGUCACGGCGAGGUCAUCUCGGUGCCACACAAGAUCAUCACCCAUCUUCGAAAAGAGAAGUACAACGCCGAUUACGAUCUGUCGGCCCGACAAGGGGCAGACACCUUGGCCUUCAUGUCUCUGCUGGAGGAGAAGCUUCUCCCGGUGCUGAUCCAUACUUUUUGGGUGGACACCAAGAACUAUGUGGAGGUGACCCGGAAGUGGUACGCUGAGGCCAUGCCCUUUCCCCUGAACUUCUUCCUUCCUGGCCGCAUGCAGCGGCAGUUCAUGGAGCGGCUGCAGCUGCUGUGCGGGGAGCACAGGCCCGAGAAUGAGGAAGAGCUGGAGAAGGAGCUGUACCAGGAGGCUCGAGAAUGCCUGACCCUGCUCUCCCAGCGCCUGGGCUCUCAGAAAUUCUUCUUUGGGGACGCCCCCGCCUCGCUGGACGCCUUUGUCUUCGGCUACUUGGCGCCGCUGCUGCAGGCCAGGCUGCCCAGCGGGAGGCUCCAGGCCCACCUGCGGGGGCUGCACAACCUCUGCGCCUACUGCGCGCACAUCCUCAGCCUCUACUUCCCCUGGGAUGGAGCGGAGGUGCCGCCUCCACGCCAGACGCCAGCGGGCCCCGAGGCCGAGGAGGAGCCGUACCGGCGCCGGAACCAGGUGCUGUCCGUGCUGGCGGGGCUGGCGGCCAUGGCGGGAUACGCCUUGCUCAGCGGCAUCGUCUCUAUCCAGCGGGCGGCACCCGCCCGGGCCCCCGGCACGCGGUCCCUGAGCAUGGCCGACGAGGAGGAAGACGAGUGACCCCGCCUCGCGCUCCCGGGACGGACUUUUCUACUCUCACACAUUCCAGAGGCUCCUCUGCUUCUCCGUUGUUGGUGCGGCUGGAAAACGGGCGCCACUCCCAUAAUAAAGCUGUCCACGCGGGCUGCA
Molecule: messenger RNA, 1107 nt
Organism: Herpailurus yagouaroundi (jaguarundi)
Lineage: Eukaryota; Metazoa; Chordata; Mammalia; Carnivora; Felidae
Gene: MTX1
Product: metaxin 1
Exons: 8
Coding region: 25-978 (317 amino acids)
Biological process (GO): mitochondrion organization
Cellular component (GO): cytoplasm; SAM complex
Source: RefSeq, a predicted model, not a curated record